GACGAGGUGACAGCCUUCCUGGGCCAGUGGGGGCCCUUCCAGCGCCUCAUCUUCUUCCUGCUCAGCGCCAGCAUCAUCCCCAACGGCUUCAAUGGUAUGUCGAUCGUGUUCCUGGCGGGCACCCCCGAGCACCGCUGCCGGGUGCCGGACGCCGCGAACCUGAGCAGCGCCUGGCGCAACCACAGUAUCCCGCUGCAGCGGCUGCAGGACGGUCGCGAGGUGCCUCACAGCUGCCGCCGCUACCGGCUCGCGGCCAUCGCCAACUUCUCGGCGCUGGGGCUGGAGCCCGGGCGCGACGUGAACCUGAAGCAGCUGGAAGAGGAGAGGUGCCUGGAUGGCUGGGAGUUCAGCCAGGACGUCUAUCAGUCCACCAUCGUGACCGAGUGGAACCUGGUGUGUGAGGAUGACUGGAAGGCCCCGCUCACCAUCUCCUUGUUUUUUGUGGGUGUCCUGGUGGGCUCCUUCAUUUCUGGGCAGCUCUCAGACAGGUUUGGUCGGAAGAACGUGCUGUUUGUCACCAUGGGCAUCCAGACAGGCUUCAGCUUCCUGCAGAUCUUCUCAACGAACUUCGAGAUGUUUGCUGUGCUGUUUUUCAUUGUAGGCAUGGGCCAGAUCUCCAACUACGUAGCAGCAUUUGUCCUGGGAACAGAAAUUCUUGGCAAGUCGAUUCGCAUUAUAUUCUCCACGUUAGGAGUGUGCAUAUUCUACGCAGUUGGCUUUAUGCUGCUGCCGCUGUUUGCUUACUUCAUCAGAGACUGGCGGAUGCUGCUGCUGGCCCUGACGGUACCGGGAGUGCUGUGUGCGGUGCUCUGGUGGUUCAUCCCUGAGUCCCCCCGGUGGCUCAUCUCUCAGGGCAGAAUUAAAGAGGCAGAGGUGAUCAUCCGCAAGGCUGCCAAAAUCAACGGGAUCACUGCGCCCUCGACCAUCUUUGACCCCAGUGAGCUUCAAGACCUGAGUUCUGAGAAGCCACAGUCCCACAGCAUUCUGGAUCUGCUCAGGACGCGGAAUAUCAGAAUGGUCACCAUCAUGUCCAUCAUUCUGUGGUUGACGAUAUCAGUGGGCUAUUUCGGUCUUUCCCUGGACACCCCAAACCUGCACGGGGACAUCUACGUGAACUCCUUCCUCUCAGCCGUGGUGGAAGUCCCAGCCUACAUUUUGGCCUGGCUGCUGCUGCGGCACCUGCCCCGGCGCUAUUCCAUGGCUGCUGCCCUCUUCCUGGGUGGCAGUGUUCUUCUCUUCGUGCAGCUGGUCCCUCCAGGCUUAUAUUAUUUGGCGACAACCCUGGUGAUGGUGGGCAAGUUCGGAGUCACUGCUGCCUUUUCCAUGGUCUACGUGUACACAGCCGAGCUGUACCCCACAGUCGUCAGAAACAUGGGCGUAGGGGUCAGCUCCACAGCAUCCCGCCUGGGCAGCAUCCUGUCUCCCUACUUUGUUUACCUUGGUGCCUAUGACCGCUUCCUGCCCUACAUUCUCAUGGGAAGUCUGACCAUCCUGACAGCCAUCCUCACCCUGUUCCUCCCAGAGAGCUUUGGCACUCCCCUCCCAGACACCAUUGACCAGAUGCUAAGGGUCAAAGGAAUAAAAUACAGGCAAACGCCAAGCCACACAAAAAUUAUCAAAGAUGACGAAGAAAGCCCGACAAUCCUUAAAAGCACAGCCUUGUAACACAAACUCCAGUAAGUGAGAAUGUGAAGACGAAAGACUGCGUCUUGUCAGAAGGGACCUGUGCAGACACAGUGCCUUGGUGUUCUUCCUGUUGACUCUGUGUCUGACUUGCAGGUAAAGGGUCACCCAGCCUCGGAGGCCGGGGAUGGUCCUUCAGCAGCACCUCCCCACCAGGGACACCAUGCUACCUGCUGACAGCCUCAGAGAAAUCCUAACUAUUGCAGUUGAUGACUCGGCACUUCCCAAGACAUUAACUAUUCGCUAGGACCAGUGGGGUUAGGAAGAAUAUGAGAGCUGUUUGCUAAAUUUUCAUCUUAUUUCCAGAAUGCCUGAUAAAACCAGGGGUCUGGUCUCCUCCUGCCCUACCCCCAAACCUUCCCCCUUUCUUUCUAAUGGUGCACUUUAGAGGAAAAGAAAUACUUUCACAGGGAGUUUGAUUUCUCACUUUUUUUUCUCAGUCCAUACAAUAGUUGGGGUUGCUGCUUCCCCAGGGCAGGAAAGGAAAGCUCGGGCCUGGGGAGACAUAAUCUGGAGGAGCCUGACCAGAUAGAGGACACAGGCAAGAGUGUUAUCUGUGAGCUCUUGGACACUCGGUGUGACAGCUGGGUAGACUUGUUUACGUCUUAUCAAAGCACAGGGCUUGUCCAGGCCCAUAGAGAUGCCUCAUUGACUCCACUCUUGUUUUCACUGUUGUUUAAGUCAAACCUCCUAGCUACUGUGGUUUCUCCUCCUAGCUACUGUAGGGUUUGAAGGAAGAGCAAGAGAGAGAAACAACUUGUCUCUUCUCUUAACACUAUAAUAUGGAUUUUAUUUGUUUUGCAUGUUGUGUGUUUGUUGUUGGGUCUUUUUCUCCUUAACUUAUUUGCCCUUCAGAAUUGACUUGGGAAAGGCUGGUUCCUUCAUGUCCUGGUUUGUGUCCUUUUGUUUCAUGUGGGUUUUUGUUGUUGCUGUAACCCAGAAUCACUCUGGCGAUGUUCUGCUGUUGCCACUUAUGCUCAUGCUCCCAGUCUUAGCCACUAGCACGUCUCUGAGUGCCAAAAGUGAUGUUGCAAUGUGUACUCCUUUUGUGAUACCUAGUCAAGGGGAGACAUGAUAAAAAGAGACUUCAGUUGUGUGCCCAGUCUUUCAAAGUUGCUCAUGUCAGUCUUGUCACAUCGGAGUACUUUGUGUUUAGUGUGAUUGUCUUCUUUUUUCUGAUUAUGUUACCAUGGUACUCUAAAGGUAUGUGUUUCACCUGGUUUAAAAAAAAAAAAGCUUAUUUUUGUGAAAGCUACUGAAGUGCCUUGGGAAAUGAAGAUGUUUUAAUAAAUAAAAUGAUUUUUU
Condylura cristata (star-nosed mole) is the source of this 2988-nucleotide messenger RNA. It is a transcript of the gene SLC22A5, whose product is annotated as solute carrier family 22 (organic cation/carnitine transporter), member 5. Gene Ontology annotation, biological process: transmembrane transport; carnitine transport. Lineage: Eukaryota; Metazoa; Chordata; Mammalia; Eulipotyphla; Talpidae. Gene Ontology annotation, cellular component: membrane. The record is from RefSeq and is a predicted model, not a curated record. The coding region runs from base 97 to 1665 and encodes 522 amino acids. Gene Ontology annotation, molecular function: ATP binding; transmembrane transporter activity. The transcript has 10 exons.